AUUAAUGAAUUUUGCGCAUGUCAAUGACGUCACUCUCCUGUCGGCGAUUACGUAAACUAUCCGCUCGUGACUUUCUUGGCUGAUAAUCGCCAGCCAUUUUACUUGUCCUUUUCGAGUGUUCCAAAUGAGAUCACGUCGUCAGAGUGCCCCGGUGUGAAUGUUGUAGGAGUGUGUGAAAUCGUGUUGAACUCGUGUUGUUGAUGUUAUAGUACAUAGCUUAACCCACAUAGAUCUCUAGCCAACAACUCGCGAAAAUGAAGUACCACCACCUAGUGCUGUUGUGUUUCGCAUUAAUCUCGAUAUUUUGUACGAAAAGCGCCUACUCGAAGGUUACCGUAUUGAACCAAGCCGGCGAACCUAUCAAGAGGACCAUACAUUUUACUGUCAAGAAGAGUCUGCAAUUGAAAUGUGAAUCAGAUGAGAUUGGAAAUAUCACAUGGGAGAAAGGCGGUAAAUCCGUCGAGAAGCUGGACGAGUUGAAAGGCCGCUACGAAUUAAAAGAUAAUAAGACGAUCCUCAUUUUCAAAAAUUUGAAGGAUUCCGACGUGGGAAAUUACACUUGUGCCGUAAACAACAAUGGCAACAAAAUCGCCCAUUACACCGUCUCCCUGCACACGGCCACCAGCUCCAAAUGGGGUGUGAGAGUCAGCAAGAACAGCAACGUCGUCGAGGGCGAGAAGUUGACCAUCAAGUGCGAAAUCAGGGGCGAUCUCACGCUGAACUGGCUGUAUAAGAACACCACCAGUGGUGAUAACUACACCACGAUACCGGACGAGAAAGGACGAGUCAAGUUGAAGGAUUAUUACGACGAGGAAAGGAAGGUAAACGUGACUGGUGGUCUCUUAAUAAUCGAAGAAGUUGAUAUGGGUGACAGAGGUGAAUACAUCUGUAUAGGAAAAUCGGCCGAUGGUCAACAGUACAACAUGACGAGUACAGUCCGCAUCAAAGAUAAAUAUGCGGCGUUGUGGCCAUUUUUGGGUAUCUGUGCCGAAGUGUUCGUCCUUUGUGCCAUUAUAUUUAUAUACGAAAAGAAACGUAACAAAACGGAAUUGGAGGAGAGCGACACCGAUCAGAGUCCCGAACAGAAAAACACCCCCGACCACGGUAAAGAGACGAAUUUGAGGCACCGACAGUGAAUCCAUCUUGUUACCAUUACCACACACCUAAAAAUAAAACCAAGUUUAGAAGUUCAAGUUAUAGUUACAUUCGUCAUGUGUAUUAUUGAAGACUAUUUAACUAACAAGUUGUCCGAGAUCGCACUGUACAAAGUAACGUUUAAGGUUAUUGUUGAAGCCUUCGUUUUCUCGGACGGGUGUUGCUUUGAGUACAGUCUUUUUUAAUUGUUGAUUUUUCCGCGAUACGGUUCCGUUCAGGUACUUACCUUUUCCAAUUUCUAGUACUUAAUUGUAGAUAUUGUAAAAUUGUUAUGACGCAAUCGAAAGAGGCUGUAAUCCAACCGCAAAACCAUCAUCCCAUUGUACAUAAAUAAAUUAAGAAAAAUUGUAUCCUGUUUAUAUGUAUUGUUAAAUGAAAUUGUGUUUAAACCUAUGGACUGUUGUUUUUUCUUUACGUUUUCUUGUGAUACUUUCAAGUAAAGUGCUUAAUGAUCCAAAGACCGUCGUCUUGUUAUAUUUCUUCAAAUUUUAAUUUGGCGAGAAUUGUAGUUAUUAAAAUUAAAGAGUAUCAAUGUGGUCUUCAUGUCAUCGGUACUAAUAGAUUCGAGUAGGCUGCUUGGAUUUUUCACCGCUCAGUGCUAAUAGUGGAAGAAAUUUUAUUUCGACCAAAAGUGGCACCGCACCUGUCCCGCGGUCGCCAUUCUCGAUGUGAACCAUUUUAACUCUUCUCUAGUUGACUUAUUAAUAAAUUUUAAGCAUAAACUAUAUUAGAAUAUAAAAAGUAUGAUGACUUAAAAAUAACACAGAGCAGAUUUAUUUUUUACUUAUUCUAAAGUUAUAUUUAAGUCAUUGGUUAGGUUUUAGGCGUAUUUCCAUUCAUCUGAGGUGAAGUUCGAACCGCCACUCCUUCAUUUACUCAACUCGAUUUAGUCUCUGCCCAUAGCAACGACGGCACUUCGAAUUCCACCUCACCGUAAAAGCAAAACAUAAAUCAACUAGCAUUCGCAAUUAGAGUAAAAUAUUGGUGCUUGCACAAACAAACAUCGUUCAAUUUAGGCUGCUGCUGAUUUUUCUUCGACUAUGUAACUUGUAUAAUCAUUUCAUCCCAUCUCUUGUUUUGUUUUAAUGUAACAGUCUAUCAUUCUUCCCUAUUUUUACUUAUGACAUACCAUUUUAAAAAAAGGUAUUCACAGAUUAUUAUGUUGAAAUAAACUUUAAAUAAAAUUUUAUUCGUU
Messenger RNA from Tribolium madens (black flour beetle), 2350 nucleotides. RefSeq names its product basigin (gene Bsg). Lineage: Eukaryota; Metazoa; Arthropoda; Insecta; Coleoptera; Tenebrionidae. Bases 255 to 1136 code for a protein of 293 amino acids. The record is from RefSeq and is a predicted model, not a curated record. The transcript has 6 exons.